CAAGUAGCUUAGGCAGCAAAACCUGAGGGUGCUCCCUGCGCCGCGCACGAGAGGCUGGCACAGCCCAGGCUCAGGCUGGGGGCCUAUAUAAGAGCAGAGUCACCUCCAGCUGCACCACCUCCUCUCCUCCAGCUCGGGGUUCCCUUCUUGCCAGCUUCGUCUCCGCCCCAGAGGAUGUCUUCCGGACAGCUCCUGAGCAGUGGCUGCUCCUCGCCCUGCGAUGUCAGCUGCCCGCAGCCCUUCGUGGACGCCUACAGCCAGCUCUGCCUCACCUCCUGCGCGGACUCCCGCGCCGUGGUCUACCCUCCCCCCGUGGUCAUCACCUUCCCGGGCCCCAUCCUCAGCUCCUGCCCCCAGGAGAGCUUCGUGGGCACCACAGAACCGACCCCCAUCAGGGGCUCCUUUGGCUCGGGGGGCUCCUACGGUGGGGGCAGCUCCUUUGGCUCGGGGGGCUCCUACGGUGGGGGUAGACCAUUUGGGGGCUCCUAUGGUGGGGGCAGCUCUUUGGGCAUUGGGGGCUCCUAUGGUGGGGGCAGCUCCUUUGGCUCGGGGGGCUCCUAUGGUGGGGGCAGGUCGCUUGGAGGCUCCUAUGGAGGCAGGAGACGCUUUGGCUCCAGCUCCUCAGGGGGAGGCUUUGGGGGGUCCUGCGGAGGAGGCUCCUUCGGUGGGGGCUCCUUUGGGGGGGAUCUCGAGUUUAGCUCCCGUCCUGUCGCCUCCUUCGGCUUUACGUUUGCUCCUCCCACCCCUCGCAGGUCCAGCGCAGAGCCAAAAGAUGUCCUGCGAGAAAACUCUGUGCCCAGAGCCCUGCUCCGUGCCCUGCGACGCGAAGUGCCCUGA
Molecule: messenger RNA, 837 nt
Organism: Pogoniulus pusillus (Red-fronted tinkerbird)
Lineage: Eukaryota; Metazoa; Chordata; Aves; Piciformes; Lybiidae
Product: scale keratin-like
Exons: 4
Coding region: 175-837 (220 amino acids)
Cellular component (GO): intermediate filament
Molecular function (GO): structural constituent of cytoskeleton
Source: RefSeq, a predicted model, not a curated record